AUGGAAGCCAGCGCAAGAUAUGUCAAAAUAAAAAAAAAGGCUGUGUCACAGUGUCAACCAACUGUACCAUCAUGCAACUGCACUUUUUCAGAGGAAAGCGUGUUUGACACGAGAUCAGAAAUCAUGGCGGCAUCCGUUGGAGCAAUGUCUCCACUUCUUCUAACCGGAAUCGGCUUUGCAAUUUGGAAAUACAUCCAAAGCAAAGCUCAAGACAUUCCAUUUGAGCGAGCACCAUCAGACAUCUCUGAUGAUUAUUACGAACAGAAGCGCGGAUCAAAGGGAAGGGUUAGUCCGUUAGGGUCAGAUUAUAACUACGCCCGCCGUGGAUCAACACCACUUUCUAUUUCGGACACAGACAACGAAUACUACAUCUCCGAAACUCCCACCUCGGAAACACCAUUGUCAGACAUGAAUCAAGACGAAAAAUGGAGGGUACCCACCAAAGCGCAACCGCCAUCAAACAAUGGCCGCGUAGUUGUCGCUCCAGCCAAAUCUGACUCUCUCAAUGGAUGGAUGUUCUGAAAAAAAAUUGUGACGUGUUGUUGGAAUUCUUUCUUGAAGCAUAAUGAAAAUUAAUACAAAUAAUUAUAUGCUUUGUUUCCAAGUAUUUAAAUGAAAUCAAAACAUGUGAAAGUUAAAUAUGUGACUCUUCAUUUUGAC
Messenger RNA from Saccostrea echinata, 660 nucleotides. RefSeq lists its product as uncharacterized. The transcript is spliced from 2 exons. Lineage: Eukaryota; Metazoa; Mollusca; Bivalvia; Ostreida; Ostreidae. Bases 1 to 522 code for a protein of 173 amino acids. The record is from RefSeq and is a predicted model, not a curated record.